AUGAAGCUCUCUGCGUUUCGAUUGAGUUAUUGGAGCCGUCGAGGAAGCAGCUUCCGAUCAUCGGCGUCGUUGGAUCCGUCAUCAUUUGACGGAGGGUGCGUCGGCAAGUCGUCUCCGUCGACUGUCUUCUGGCUCGUGAUUCACGGUCUAUGCUGCUUGAUCAGCUUGAUUUUAGGUUUCCGUUUCAGCCAUUUAGUACUCUUCUUCCUCUUCUCGACUUCCGCCACCAAUUUAUACACUACGCCAUUUCUCUCCGCCGGCACCGAAGGCGUAAGCCAGCUGCUCCGGCUGAAACCUCUCGCAACAGCUAACAACAGCACGGUGAAGUACUCUCGAGUGGUGGUUGGAAGACACGGGAUCCGGAUCCGUCCUUGGCCUCACCCGAACCCGAUCGAGGUGAUGAGAGCUCAUCAGCUGCUCGAGAGAGUGCAGAAGGAGCAGAAAUCGCUGUACGGUGUGAGGAGCCCGAAGACCGUGAUCGCGGUGACGCCGACUUAUGUACGGACUUUCCAGGCGCUUCAUCUGACCGGAGUAAUGCACUCGCUCAUGCUCGUCCCUUACGAUUUGGUGUGGAUCGUGGUGGAAGCCGGUGGGAAAACGAACGAGACGGCGUCGUUUAUCGCGAAAUCAGGAUUGAAGACGAUUCACACUGGGUUUGACCAGAAAAUGCCGAAUACUUGGGAAGAUCGCCACAAAUUGGAGAUCCAAAUGCGUCUUCACGCCUUGAGAAUUGUGCGAGACGAGAGGUUAGAUGGGAUUGUGGUGUUUGCUGAUGAUAGCAAUAUGCAUAGCAUGGAGCUAUUCGAUGAGAUUCAAGCUGUGAAAUGGUUCGGUGCUGUAUCAGUUGGAAUACUAGCUCACUCUGGUAACGCUGAUGAAUUAUCAUCAGUCUUGAUGGAUCAAGAGAAGAAGAAGAAAGAGAAGAAACCAUCAUCAAUGCCAAUACAAGGUCCUAGUUGUGAUUCUUCUGGGAAAUUAGUGGGAUGGCACAUUUUCAACACACAGCCUUAUGCUAAGAAGACUGCAGUUUAUGUCGAUGAGAAAGCUGCUGCGAUGCCUAGUAAGAUGGAAUGGUCAGGGUUUGUUUUGAAUUCCAGGUUGCUAUGGAAGGAAGCUGUAGAUGAGAAACCAACAUGGGUUAAAGAUGUUGAAUUGUUGGAUGGUGGUGAAGAAAUCGAUAGUCCGUUGUCUCUGGUUAAAGAUCCUUCCAUGGUGGAACCACUUGGAAGCUGUGGCCGCCAUGUCUUGCUUUGGUGGCUUCGCGUUGAAGCUCGAGCUGAUAGCAAAUUCCCCUCUGGCUGGAUCAUCAAUUCACCUUUGGAAAUCACGGUACCAUCAAAGCGGACACCGUGGUCAGAUUCUUCCGCGGAGAGGAGUUCCACUAAGCCAAGAAGAUCAAAGAGGAAGGGCUCCGUUGGGAAACAAGAACCGAAAGCUUUUGAUAGUAGUAUCAAAGUAUCAGCAACUCGUUGA
Microthlaspi erraticum is the source of this 1473-nucleotide messenger RNA. The record is from the annotation of a GenBank genome assembly. Lineage: Eukaryota; Viridiplantae; Streptophyta; Magnoliopsida; Brassicales; Brassicaceae.